AUGGUGGAGACGCCACAGUUCUAUGGGUGCUAUUUACUUAGAUCGAUACCUAAACCUGGUAGCUUUUACAUAGGGUCCACGCCUGAUCCCGUGAGAAGACUUCGGCAGCAUAACGGCGAGCUGAAAGCAGGCGCGUACAAGACCAAGAGGGAUGGCACACGACCUUGGGAGAUGUGUGUGAUAGUCCAUGGAUUCCCUUCCAAAGUGACAGCGUUAAUGUUUGAGCAUGCAUGGCAACAUUCGUACCACACAAGACACAUCCAACCGGCUGAUCGUAUUGUUAAAACCAAGACGGCAGGUAGGUCACUCGCACAUAAGCUGGGCAAUGUCAGGCUGCUGUUGAACUCCCCCUUCUUCAACAAGAUGCAGCUGAAAGUGCACUGCUUCACCACGGAGAGUUACAAGGCCUGGUGCGAUGACAAGUUCGGCAACGUUGUUGGCGAGCACGUACAUGUGACACACAUUCAAGAGAGUAAGAGGGACGAAGAGCUCAACAUGAGGCACGUUGUGGCGUUGAAACAGCAGCACCAAGAGGAGGACGCCGCGAUGCUGGAUAGAUUUGGCGAUAUCCUUUCGCAAGGAGCGAAGGAGUGUGAGGUCUGUCACUCCACCAUCGACUAUAUAAACAAUGACACUUUCCCGCUGCUGUGCUUGUGCAGUCAGUGUGAGGGCGUUAGCCAUCUCCACUGUAUAGCCAAACAGCAACAGCAGCAACAGCAGCAACCACAGGAACCACAGCAACAGCAGCAACCACAACCACAACCACAACCACAGCAACAGCAACACCAGCAGCACUGCGAUCCGCCGUUGGUUCCGUUCAAGGUAAAGUGCCCCAGCUGUGAAUGCACCAUCCCGUGGCCUUUGCUCGUGAGGAGAGCCACCAGGGUCCGCUCAAAGUUCUCAGUGUAA
Molecule: messenger RNA, 909 nt
Organism: Williopsis jadinii
Lineage: Eukaryota; Fungi; Ascomycota; Saccharomycetes; Phaffomycetales; Wickerhamomycetaceae
Gene: SLX1
Product: endonuclease
Exons: 2
Coding region: 1-909 (302 amino acids)
Biological process (GO): double-strand break repair via homologous recombination
Cellular component (GO): Slx1-Slx4 complex
Molecular function (GO): 5'-flap endonuclease activity; crossover junction DNA endonuclease activity
Source: RefSeq, a predicted model, not a curated record